This is a messenger RNA of Candidula unifasciata, 330 nucleotides long. NCBI's taxonomy places the organism in Eukaryota, Metazoa, Mollusca, Gastropoda, Stylommatophora, Geomitridae. The record is from the annotation of a GenBank genome assembly.
AUGAAGGCAUCACCAUUCAUUGUCCUGUUAACUGAAACUGUAAGACUGAGGGUCUUCAACUCAGCAGAGAUGCUUGAAGGUGCAGAGCACCUUGUUUCAUUUGUUAAACAUGAAAGGCGUUGCCAAGUUUGCAGUGUCCCAGGAAGCACGAAACGGACCCAGUUUGUUUGUGAAGGGUGCGAGGGCAUGCCACAUCUCCACCCAAAAUCUUGUUUCAAGAUUUGCCACACAGCAAAUUGUGUAUAUUGUAAAUAUAAGUGGACAGAACUGGAGAAAUGUUCCCUAUGUGAUAAGUUGUGUUUUAAAAAAAUUGUACACUUACACUUUUAA